Molecule: messenger RNA, 1770 nt
Organism: Volvox carteri f. nagariensis
Lineage: Eukaryota; Viridiplantae; Chlorophyta; Chlorophyceae; Chlamydomonadales; Volvocaceae
Exons: 4
Coding region: 1-1770 (589 amino acids)
Source: RefSeq, a predicted model, not a curated record
AUGGGCGCGACGUUCAACAGGCGGAUGUGCAGUGUGGCUACCAUCGCGCCCAAUGGGCGCGACGGUGAACAGGCGGAUGUGCAGCGCGGCUACCAUCGCGCCCAAUGGGCGCGACGGUCAACAGGCGGACGUGCGGCGUGGCUACCAUCGCGCCCAAUGGGCGCAACGGUCAACAGGCAGAUGUGCGGCGCGGCUACCAUCGCGCCCAAUGGGCGCGACGGUCAACAGGCGGAUGUGCGAGGCGGCUACCAUCGCGCCCAAUGGGCGCGACGGUCAACAGGCGGAUGUGUGAGGCGGCUACCAUCGCGCCCAAUGGGCGCGACGGUGAACAGGCAGAUGUGUGAGGCGGCUACCAUCGCGCCCAAUGGGCGCGACGGUCAACAGGCGGAUGUGCGGCGCGGCUACCAUCGCGCCCAAUGGGCGCGACGGUCAACAGGCGGAUGUGCAGCGCGGCUACCAUCGCGCCCAAUGGGCGCGACGGUGAACAGGCGGAUGUGUGAGGUGGCUACCAUCGCGCCCAAUGGGCGCGACGGUGAACAGGCAGAUGUGCGGCGCGGCUACCAUCGCGCCCAAUGGGCGCGACGGUCAACAGGCGGAUGUGCAGCGCGGCUACCAUCGCGCCCAAUGGGCGCGACGGUGAACAGGCGGAUGUGCGGCGUGGCUACCAUCGCGCCCAAUGGGCGCGACGGUGAACAGGCAGAUGUGCGGCGCGGCUACCAUCGCGCCCAAUGGGCGCGACGGCGGAUGUGCGGCGCGGCUACCAUCGCGCCCAAUGGGCGCGACGGUGAACAGGCGGAUGUGCAGGCGGCUACCAUCGCGCCCAAUGGGCGCGACGGUGAACAGGCGGAUGUGUGGCGCGGCUACCAUCGCGCCCAAUGGGCGCGACGGUCAACAGGCGGAUGUGCGGCGCGGCUACCAUCGCGCCCAAUGGGCGCGACGGUCAACAGGCGGAUGUGCGAGGCGGCUACCAUCGCGCCCAAUGGGCGCGACGGUGAACAGGCGGAUGUGCGAGGCGGCUACCAUCGCGCCCAAUGGGCGCGACGGUCAACAGGCGGACGUGUGAGGCGGCUACCAUCGCGCCCAAUGGGCGCGACGGUCAACAGGCAGAUGUGCGGCACGGCUACCAUCGCGCCCAAUGGGCGCGACGGUGAACAGGCGGACGUGUGCAGCGCGGCUACCAUCGCGCCCAAUGGGCGCGACGGUGAACAGGCAGAUGUGCGGAUGUGCAGGCGGCUACCAUCGCGCCCAAUGGGCGCGACGGUGAACAGGCGGAUGUGCGGUGUGGCUACCAUCGCGCCCAAUGGGCGCGACGGUGAACAGGCAGAUGUGCGGCGCGGCUACCAUCGCGCCCAAUGGGCGCGAUGGUCAACAUGCGGAUGUGCGGUGCGGCUACCAUCGCGCCCAAUGGGCGCGACGGUAAACAGGCGGAUGUGCGGUGUGGCUACCAUCGCGCCCAAUGGGCGCGACGGCAGAUGUGCAGCGCGGCUACCAUCGCGCCCAAUGGGCGCGACGGUCAACAAGCGGACGUGUGAGGCGGCUACCAUCGCGCCCAAUGGGCGCGACGGUGAACAGGCAGAUGUGCAGCGCGGCUACCAUCGCGCCCAAUGGGCGCGAUGGUCAACAGGCAGAUGUGCAGCGCGGCUACCAUCGCGCCCAAUGGGCGCGAUGGUCAACAGGCGGAUGUGCAGCGCGGCUACCAUCGCGCCCAAUGGGCGCGACGGUGAACAGGCGGAUGUGCAGCGCGGCUACCAUCGCGCCCAAUGGGCGUGA